AUGGAGAAGCUGGCGACCAGUCUCCACGACAUUCUGGAUCCCGAGCCUCCGCCGCGGAACAAACCCUUCGUCCCCGUCUCUCUGAAACGCUCCGUCCUUCACGACGUGGCCCGCGGGCUCUCGUUCCUGCACAGCCACUCGCCGCCCAUCAUCCACCGCGACUUGUCGGCCAGAAACGUUCUCCUGAACGAGGGGAUGGUGGCCAAGAUAGCGGACCUGGGCAUGGCUCGCAUCGUGCCGAGUCUGCGAGCUUCCACCAUGACCAAGGCACCAGGAGCCUCCAUCUACAUGCCUCCAGAGGCUCUGGAAGACGAAUCGAGAUACGACAUCACGAUCGAUAUCUUUUCUCUCGGAGUUCUCGCAAUUUUCACUCUUUCCCAAAUGUUUCCAAAACCUCUGGCAGCAGCGUACAUGGACAGGAGCAGAAAGAUUGUGGGUCGAACAGAGUUGGAGCGUCGUGGCAACUACAUGCAGGAGGUGACGAGGCAAUUCCGGGAGGGGCAUCCCCUGGUCCAGAUGAUCCAGCGUUGCCUAAACAACAUCAUCGAAGAGAGACCGACCAUCCAGCAAGUGAUGGGGUGGCUGGAGGAGGCCAGAGCCGAGGUUGAAGAUGGUGAAUAUGACGUGAACAAACUGUCACUGGCUCAACUCCUGCAGUCCAGAAACCUCAGCAUACAACAACAGCGAGAGGAAAUCAGCCAAAAGGAUCAGGAAACUCGCAGGCUACAAGAGCAGAAUGAAGCACUGGAAGAACAGAAUGAAGCACUGAAAGAGCAAAAAGAUGGGGAAAGUCCCAGGCUACAGGAGCAAAAUGAUGUUCAAAAGGCCCAGAUUACAUCCCUGGAGGAGCAAGUUCAGGAUCUCCGAGCUGAAAACACACUUAUGAAAAAUUCGCACAAGACCACACCCACUCCAAAACAAGUCGUGUCAGGAGCCAGUCCAUUCUCUUCUGGUGCCUAG
Molecule: messenger RNA, 960 nt
Organism: Geodia barretti
Lineage: Eukaryota; Metazoa; Porifera; Demospongiae; Tetractinellida; Geodiidae
Source: the annotation of a GenBank genome assembly